CCAAUUUUGUUAAAAAAUGGCGGGAGAUACAAGUCCAGUUGUAAACAAGUGGAUUCUUGAUUAUUACACGUAUUAUGCAUGGGAGGAGUUUAAAAGGGACCGCACAAUUUCGUCUAGCACACUUGACUCUAUUUCGGGUAUUCUGAGCAAAACCUGGGAGGGAGAUGAACAAGGGAAUGACAAAAAACUAUUUUUGACAAUAUUGUCACGGCUCAAAGAUGGUUCUGAUAUACAUAUGCGGUAUGACGAAUCAUGUGAUGAUACUCCAUUAGAAGAUCUUAUACCACAUUUUACAAACCUAGUCUACCUUCAGAUAGAUAACAAGCUACAGAAAGAGGGAGAAUUGCUUUUUACAGUCAUCAAAUAUGAGGCUGUGCAGGCAUGCUGUAGGGCUGGGGAGUUUGAGAAAGCACAAGAAGUAUUUGACCGGUUGCAACUACAAAAGAUGAAAGACAAGAAGUAUACAAAGAUGGCAAAAGGCCUGAAAGACCAGAUCAAGGAGAGGGACAAAGAGACUGAAAUGAGUUAUGAUGGUUUUGUUACAGCUAUGAUUGAAUACCUUCAACUUAUUGCUGAUAGUUUCGAGGAACCUACAAUUGUUGCGGCUGCCAAAGUUUUCAUGGAAAAACAGGUGUGUCAUCAUAACAAAAAUGACAAGGACAGUGAAUCUCAGAGCAUAAUACCUGACAGAGAAAUUUUAGAUGAAUUAGAAAAGAGCACACAUGGUAACAAGAACAACAACAAUUCUGGAACAAAAGCUGAUAAAGAGAGACUGCGUAAACUGUGGGAUUAUAAAAUCAAGGAUAUGUUUGGAGAUGAAAGCCCUCCUGAGAAAAAAUCUAGAUCUGCAAGAUCCGGUGUAUCAAAGUCCCCGUGUAAAGAACCACCAACAUCAAGUGGUGCUGUGUCAAGGACAUCCACUCCAAAGAAGGAUGGAUCAGGUAGUUUCAAGGUACCUUCUGAAAAGCCAUCAUCUGCUGAUGGAUCACAGUCGAGGACGUCAACUCCGAAGAAGAAGGAUGGAUCAGGUAGUUUCAAGGUACCUUCUAAAAAGCCAACAACUGCUGAUGGAUCACAUUCAAGGACAUCAACUCCAAAGAAGCCUGGGUCAGAAGAAGACAGGUCUCCUUUCAAACAGCUGACAACCUCACGUGGAUCUUCAUUAACACCUAAGAAAUCUGGACCAGUCUCGACUGUUUCACCUGUACAAAGGCCAUCAUUGGCAGAAAGAUAUGGAGAGGAUAGCCCAGAAUUUCGAUACAGGAAGAACAAAGGUCGCAUUGAUAGACAUGAACCUGUGAUGUCUUCAACGAGGUGUAGUUAUGGUAGUGAGGCUGGAGAUAAUAUAUCCGAAAUGGAGGUAUCAUCUGUGUAUGGUAGCAGGAAGAGAAAAUGGACAAAUGAUGAAAUGCUGGAGUUUUAUGAUGCAGUUAACACAUUUGGAGUGGGUAAAUGGGCACAGAUAAAGGAAUAUCUAAAUACUACACGGACUGGUGUUAUGCUGAAGGAUAAAUGGAGAAAUAUGAUCAAAUAUGGAGAAGUUGAUAAAAUUAGAGAAAAGAGAAAGAAGAAAAAAUGAUUGUGCUAGAAACACUUUUAGAAGGGUUAAUUUAUGGUGUUGUGUUUCAGAAAACAUGUGUUCUACAAUUAUUAGGGGGUCUUUCAAGGUUGGAGUAUGGUGUAUGAUUAAGAGGCAUAUUUCAUUAACAAUGAGUGUUGUAUUUUUUCCAAAUAUUUUUCUGUUCAUUUCUGGAUUGUUGGGUUGAUGCAAUAUGACAGUUGUAUAAUAUUUCUAGAUUAGUUAGCAGCAAUUGGUGAGGAUAUGGUGCUGACAGUUGUUUUUUCUUUUAAGAUUAAAUCAAACAAAGGUUCACUUUAGUAUAAUUUACAGUUGUGUGCAGAUUUUUUAAACUGACAGAUUAUGCUUGACUAUGUAUAUAUGCAGGUAUAUUUGUUGUGGGUCAAGAACAAAAAUAUGUCAAAGAAGAAGUAAAAGAAAUGUUGAGCAGCACAUUUUUAGCUCACCUGUUACGAAGUGACAAGGUGAGCUGUUGUGACCGCUUGAUGUCCGUCGUGCGUAGUGCGUCGUCCGUCAACAAUUUCUAAAAAAAUCUUCUCCUUGAAAACCACUGUGCAGAAUUACACCAAACUUCACAGGAAUGAUCCUUGGGUGGCCCCCUUUCAAAAUUUAAUUUAAAGUAUUGAAUUCCAAAGGAAAAACUUUAAAAAUCUUCUUUUCCAAAACCACAGGGCCUAGGGCUUUGAUAUCUGGUGUGUAGCAUCAUCUAGUGGUCCUCUACAAAAAUUGUUCAAAUUAUCCUUUUAGGGUCAAAUAUGGCCCCGCCCCGGGGGUCACAUGGUUUAUAUAGACUUAUAUAGGGAAAACUUUGAAAAUCUUCUUGUACAAAACCACAUGGCCUAGGGCUUUGAUAUUUGGUAUGUAGCAUCAUCUAGUGGUCCUCCACUAAGAUUUUUCAAAUUAUCCCCCUAGGGCCAAAUAUGGCCCUGCCCCGAGGGUCACAUGGUUUAUAUAGACUUAUAUAGGAAAAACUUUGAAAAUCUUCUUGUACAAAACCAUAUGACCUAGGGCUUUGAUAUUUGGUAUGUAUCAUCAUCUAGUGGUCCUCUACCAAGAUUGUUCAAAUUAUCCCCCUAGGGUCAAAUAUGGUCCCAAGUUUUACAUAGACUUAUAUAAGAAAAAAAGUUUAAAAAUCUUCUUGUCUGAAACCACAACACUUAGACCUUUGAUAUUUGGUUUAUAGCAUUGUCUUAUGGUCCUCAACCAUAAUUGUUCAAAUUAUACCCCUUGGGUGAAAAGAGGCCCUGCCCUGGGGGUCCCAAGUUUUAUAUAGACUUAUAUAGGAAAAAGCUUUAAAUAUCUUCUUGUCUGAAACCAUAUGACCUAGGCUUUUGAUAUUUGGUAUGAUGCAUUGUCUAGUAGUCCUCCACCAAAAUUGUUCAAAUUAUGCCCCUGGGGUUAAAAGAGGACCCACCCUGGGGUCACUUAGUUAUUAUGUGUUAUAUAGGAAAAAUACUUAAAAAAUCAUCUGAUCCUAUUUCCAAGACUGUUUAAUUAUAAUUACCUGAUGACCCCUAGUAAUAUGAUGUCACUUGACUGUGACCUUGACCUACUGACCUACUUCCUUUUUUUUUAAGAUACAGCCUUGAAAUUUUGAUGACAUACACAGUUUUGCACACAAACCGUAAAACUGAAUUUCAUUGACCAUGAAUGUGACCUACUGACUUUCUUAAUAUUUUCUCAUCAGUUUGACAUUUGAAACAUGUAAGUUAUAUUACUCAGGUGAGCGAUCCAGGGUCAUCAUGACCCUCUUGUUUUCCUGUGCUUUGGCUUGUAUUCAUAUUAUAUCCAGUAUUUAUUUGUAUUCUAAACAGAAACGAACACUUAGCUACUGGUUCAGAAUACAUACUGCUGAAAUUACCUCAGAAGCCUGUUGCAUUUUCCAAGCUUUAAAAACUUACUGAAUUAAUGAAAAUCAAUAAAUGUGCAUUUAAAUGCCUUAUUUGGUGAUUUUAAUAUCACAGUAACCAUAUGUUUAAGCAAAAUGGUAUAAUAACAGGUAUGUCUGUCAAUUUAUCUGCUCAGAAAAUGCUAAAACUGUUGGCCCUGAAUCACAGUUAUCUUCACUUGAUUAUUGCUCUUUGAAAUUUGCUUUUUGCUUCAGAAUUAACUUUUACAAUGGCAUUCUUUCAUAAAUUAUGCUAAUCACCCCAGCCAUUAAAUAAAUGCAAACUGGAGACAUUACAGAUGUUCAAGUUUCUUUCUUAAGGGGUUAAUAAGCAGUUUUCAGAGAUUCUCCCACAACAGUUGCCUACUUGACUUCCAAAACCUCGCACAAAAGACUGUAACCACCCUUCUGAAACAAAAAUAUUGAUGAAUUAACAUACAUGUCAAUUUACUAUCUCUGAAUUUGUGCUCUUAUAAUUGCAAAAAAAGCUAAAUUUGCCAGUUUUCAAGUGGCUACAGAAAAUUCCCUGCUAGUGAUAGCGCCAUCUGCUACAUGGUUUUACUUUGAAAUCCAAGAAUAAGCUGUAAUAUAUGUACCAUCCAUAUUAUUUCUUUGCUAUUUUAAUUUCCCUGUCAGAACGGCACAUCCACUUUAAGCUCUGACUCAACUAAGGUACAAGCCACCAUGUCAUUAUUUCAAGGUAAAGGCUAUUCCAAUAAUUGUUACUCAAUAAUUGAAAUUCAACCUUGAAUUCUAGCAUAUAUUAUUAUUCUAAAGUACAAAUAGGUGCUUAAAUUUAUAAUUUGCCUCUUAAAUAUGUAUACAGUCUAACCCCUCUUAAGCAGCCAGUGAGGGUAAACAGACAAAAUGGCCGCUUAAGCGUGCUGGCUGCUGAUAGGAGGGACAGCCAGAAUAUUUAUAUAUUUCAGACUUCUGACCAGUGUUCAAUCAUAUUUCAGACUUCUGACCAGUGUUCAGUCAUAACUUAAUUGUUUUACUCUUAUCAUUUUACCAGAAUACAUUGAUGUACAUUUAACUAGGCAAUACUAAUGGUCUUCUUCGCAAUCGACAACUCUGGCGUGUGUUAUAGUAAACAACAAAAAUUGUCAUUUUUGCCAUUUUGGUAAAGGGAAAAUUCUGUACGCGCUUUUUGUCUAGACUAAAAUCUAAGAUUGCUGUUACGUUCCGUAAAAGAUCGAGUGGCUUAUAUUUCUUUCAAAACAAAAUUUUAUUAGUUAUUUUGAGGAAGAAAUAUAAAUAAAAUCACAAAUCUGUUUAUACUAUUUAAAGAUAGAGUUUUAUCUUUUACCGAGAUCAAACUGUGAAUAACAAAAUUGACACAAUGUGACAGGCUAAUUGGCGAUAAAAUUAUACUGGCCAUUUGAUCAUAACAAAAAAAGACGAUCACACCUUUUGUUAUCAGUUUGAAUUGAGGCUCAUGUCAUUUUGUAUCUUCAACGACUGAGAAGUGGGCAUCCAAAGUCAUACACAUAGAAUUCCAGCUAAGAUAUUGAAAUCAGUAACUCUUAUCAAACUGUCGCGAAAUAAACAAUCCAUCACAGUAAACAAUGUUCAUAUUUUCAGAUACGUCCUUUGUGCUGGAACGGUCCCGAGUUUUUGAAAAAAUAAAAAUGAUUGGCUGCUGAUGGGGGUAAAUAUGGUGGCCUUGAGGCAAAAUCGUUGACCGCUGACCGCGGAUGAGGGGUGACUGCUGAAGCGGGUAAUAAAAUAGAGUAAAAAUUGACCAGGACUUCACAGACUGACCAUUGGGAAGGCGUGACUGCUGAUCAGGUGUGACCAUUAAGAGGGGUUAGACUGUAUGUAUAUCGGAUCCUAACGUAUUCAACACUAGCAGUUGAAAACUAUUUACUGCCUCUGAAGAGAGUUUAUUCAUGUAACAUCUAAUACUGAAUUUACAAGAAAUUUUAAGAAAUCACGACUGUUCAUAUUUCCUCUGUCAAAGUACUUGUGUAGUAAUAUGACUCAUUUGUAGUGGUAGCUCUAGUUAUGUUUCAUACACUUUUUUAGCCAGGGUCUUGUAUAUCUAGAUUAACCCUUAACCUGCUAAAUUUCUAGAACUUGUCCAUCUGUCAAUUUGGACAGUACCAUUAACUGUUAAAAGGGGUGCUUAUCAAAAAGUUACAGACUGAAUGGCAAACAGUGCAGACCAUUAUCAGACUGCACGGAUGUGCAAGCUGAUAAUGGUCUGCACUGGUCACAAAGGCAGAACCACUAACCGCCAGCAGGUUAAGGGUUAAAGAAGCAGAAUUUGUAUAUUUUUCCCAUGACCUCAUGAUAUUGAAUUUCUUUUUCUUUCCUUUUCAUCAACAGCAGAUUUGUAACUUAAUUGUUAAACCAUAUUUGACAUUGGAAAUGCAACAGAAUUCUCACUUAUUUAUCCCAUUUUACUACAUUGUACUGUAGAUUGGGUGGUAUUUGGGACAGUUUUAUUUUUGCUAAUAUUUGAAAUGUGAUUGUACAAAAACAGGAGUGAACAAGGUGAAAAUCACCAGAAGACUAUUAAGAUGAUUUGGAACAAUCAAAAGUAAAGAUAUGGUUCAGAUUUAAAAAAAUAUUUGUAUUUGAUAAUAUUAUAGCAAAGAAAUAGGAAAUAUCAAAUGAUUUUAAUGAGUAUUUUUCUACUUUCAAUUGCUGAGAAAAAUACCCAGUGACAUUGUAUUACUUUUCAAAUGUCAAAGCUUUGUAGAUUCAAAAGUUUCAUUAGUAAAUUUCUCCUCAACCGUGCUGAUGUUUUUAUUCCAAGUUCAGAAGUGUUAUCAAAUCCAAAUGUGUCAGAAUGGUACUUUAAGGCUGUAAUUGUUCUAACUUAAAUCUCCAUUUACUUUGAAUUUGUAAGCAUCUUGGUCUACAGCUUUCAAACUUCAUAGGGUAAUUGCAUGUGAUCAGUUGAUGAUCCCUAUUGUUGAAGGGGUCAGUACAUCAAAGGUUAAGGUCACAGUAAUCUUGAGUUCUGGUCAGUUACUGCAACAGGAUAGGACAUACAACGGUCCAACUUUUAGUAUGAUUUACUUUGGUAAACAGUUUGUGAUAUUUAGUUCAAGAUGAAAGUCACAUAAUUAUGCCUUAAUGUUGAAAAUUGUUUUGUCAGGAACUGAAAUGUGAUAGAACAUACAACCUGUAAAUGUCAUACUGUGAUUGGCUGUGGUCAGUAGGUCAUCUCUAUAGCUUUAUGGUCAUUACUACAAGGUGACAGCAUAAUAAAUAGUGAAAAUUACAUACCUUAGUUAAUACCUUUGACAUUAUAUAAAUAUCAUAUGGCAGCGUGUGUGACAUUGAUAUCGUCAACCCGAGGGCAGAAUGUCACCCGAUGCGAAAGCCGAGUGGUGACAUUCUGUUUCGAGGGUUGAUAAUAUCAGUGUCACACACGCUGCCAUAUGAUAUUUAUUUUAUUAUACCGAACAAAAUUUAGUACAUAAAAUUUUAAUUCAUUUAAUUUAACAGUUUCAUCUUUAGCAUGGUAAUCGCCUGUGUAAACAUUGAAUAGUGAGGUCACUACUGUAUGUGUACAAGGAAGGCAAUCAUUUAGCUAAAAAAUUGAAGCAGUUAAUUGCCCUUAUGACAUUCAAAAUAUCAGUGCGGUCACAUGAUCUGACUGUCACUUUCACUUAUCACGUGUCAGAAAGGUUGAAAUUGUUUUUGAUAGUCAAAAUAUCUUUUUCUCGGGUAAUGGGAUUUUAUCAUUGUAGACAAAAGAGAGGUUUAAUAAUGGCUUUUACUGAAAGCAGUCUCUUGGCAAAAAUAAGGGCUAUUUGAGCUAAAAAUAGAAAAAAACUUUAAAAGACUUCUUCUUGUCAUCAAACUUUGUAUGUAGAAUCAUUUGAAGUCUUCCUCAAAUUUGUUCAAAUGGGUGCACUUGAAUUGUUUUAUCUUUCAUUGUGCCAUGUGUAUAUUCAAGGUCAAACAGUCACGGUCAGGUGAGCGUCUGAGGGACACUAUGGCCCUCUUGUUAAACAUGUCUUCAGGUUAAGAUGUAAGGAAGAAGUUUUAUGAAUAUUGCCUAAGGUCUUUUUAGAUUGAUGAAUUUAUUUAGGUGUAUAUCUGCAAACAGAGCAUAUUUAACAUUUGUAUUUAAUCACAGUCUCCCCUGUAUGUAACUUGUCUGCUCUGUUGACUGUAAAGUUUUUUUCUGUCAUCAUAUCGGGUGUAUAUAAUUCUUAUACUUUAAUUCGUUUGAUUAUGUACUGUUCUAGGAAUAGUUGAUUAGUCUGUAAGAUGACUAAAUGAUAAGUUAACAUAGUUUUGGACAAUUUCAUUGACUAUAUGGAAUGGUUUAGCUUUUGUCAGAAGUGUUGGAGGGGAUAUAUUGUUGUCAGUAUUUUCAGGAAAUAUUGCAGAAUGAAGAAAAAUAAACAUAAAUAUAAUCUAC
This is a messenger RNA of Mercenaria mercenaria, 7854 nucleotides long. RefSeq names its product telomeric repeat-binding factor 2-like. Gene Ontology annotation, biological process: protection from non-homologous end joining at telomere. The transcript is spliced from 11 exons. Gene Ontology annotation, cellular component: chromosome, telomeric region; nucleus. The coding region runs from base 17 to 1579 and encodes 520 amino acids. The record is from RefSeq and is a predicted model, not a curated record. Lineage: Eukaryota; Metazoa; Mollusca; Bivalvia; Venerida; Veneridae. Gene Ontology annotation, molecular function: telomeric repeat DNA binding.